GGCUCCAUUCCCUCUCCGCCCCACCUGACCGUUUCUUCCUCGCCUCUUUCCGAAUCAUGCCUCGCCAGGUCUCGUCCCGCCUCGCCCGCGCGCGUCAGUAGUGUUGGUGAGGCUGUGGUCGUGGUCGGCGGGAGCGCUGUGGCUGCUCGGCGGUGUCAGUGUGUGUUGAGUCUGUGAUUGGAGCAUCUCGGGGCCUUGAAGACCCCGCUCCGCCAGCAGGGGAGCCAUGACCCCUGAGGUCACGCCGGGCCUCACCGUGCCCGAAGCAGGCCUGCUGCCGCCGCCCAGCCAUGGCGCGCACCCCAAGAAGGUCGCGAAGAGAAAAUCCAGUGAGGCGGAAAGAAGUGUUGCUCCGCGGGGCGCCGGCCGCGCCGCCUCGGUAGUGGACGUGUUCACGGAGAUGGGCAACAACGGGCGGGCGCGGGCCGGGCGGGAGGCGCGGGUGGAAAAUACCUCCGCUGCCAACAGGGCGGACCGCCUACAGGUUCGGCUCACUGUCCUUGAGGCUGAGGUUGGGCGGCUGCAGCAGCGAGGCCGCCAACUUGACCACCACCUGUCGCGGGUGCUGACGCAGGGCUCGUUGCUCACUUCCACCAUUGACGACUUCCACCUGAGGCUCGACGCGCUGGCCAGGUGUCACAAGGCUCUGACUCGGGCUGCUCAACACAACCACAAACCUGGGGAUGGGAAGAGUCAGUAGGGAGUGGGAGGACUCACUGCAGUGAACCCAGGCUGCUCAGGUCCCUGAAACUUUAGCCCAAUACGAUGAGUGUCAUGCAGAGGCACCAGUCGAUUAUAGUCAACCAUGGCAUAGGACCCCUCUUUCUCAUCAAGGUCACACAUCUUUCAGUAAGGCCGGGUGUAUAUGAGUGAGGGAUAUGAAGCCCAAGGUGUGCUUCAACCUCACCAGCGUUAUAUACUCAUCAACCGGAGUAGCCUCAAUAACAGGAUUGCAGUCGGCUAGAAAUGACCAUAGCUACUCCUUUGAGACGUGCAACAGCGCUCUGGCCUGAGCAGUAGUAGCAUAACCCCCUCUACCGAUGCCUCCAUAACCAGGUUUCCUUGUCCCAAAGAGCCUCAUCAUGUCCACUCAACCUCCUGAGUUCAUGUGACUGAUGGGGUACUUAAUGAUCUUCUGAGAGGUGUUCCAGGCACCCACACUAAGAGCCUGCCAGAGGUUGACCCUGGGCCUGGCUAGACAAGCUUGUGUCCCAUCUGCACCACCCUGGUGGUCCCCAAGAUGGGGGCUAAAAUUCACUCGUUCCUUCCCUCAGCCUGUCUCUAUAAUAAUCACCUGGAAUUCCCGACAUCAUUAACUCUGAGGAUGCUAGUGUUCACUGGGUAUAGCAUUGUUCUUCAUAUUCAUACAAUUCUAUUCCUUUACCUCUGGUUUUGAAACUCUUAUAAUAUAGUUUUAUGAAAAUGCAGUACUUCAUCUAAAAGAAAUGAUUUAGCAGAUCAGAGUUUCACAAAUGACAAUGGUGGAAUAUUGUUGAAAGCUUAAGAGCACAGGGAAGGGACUCCUGACCAACAUCCAAGUAACAGCAAAGCCUUCAAAAUAGAUGACAAAAAUUGACAUACGUCAAUUAUUUAUUUAUGCAUCUCAUGUCAAUUAUUUAUUUAUGCAUCUCACAAAGUUUUCCUAUGAUCUUAACAACUGUGCCCUACUGUGCAGGACACACACAAGGGUUAGUUAUGACUGGGAAGCAUCCUCAAGCAAUUUAUUUUUUGCUUGUUGAGGAUACACCUUAACAGAGGUAAGUGCAUGCUGGAACAAUCCUUAGUGGUAAUUCUGUCUUUGGGACAGUAUUUUGAGCUGUUGUGCAUGACACACACUCUGAGUGGGAGGGUAUGUAAGCCCUCUGGCUUACAAAGGGUAAAUGCUGACCCACCCAUUGACAAAGCCCACACUCUUGAUGUUACAGAGGCUGUGGCAAGGUUGAUGGAUGGAAGGGCAGUUGUUGUUUAUAACAACAAUACGGAAUUGCUCAAAGCUGGAGGUGCAGCCGUGAUCAGUUGGUUAGUGUUCCUGUCCACUGUUUGGCAGUGUAAUGCCAUUCCUCCCGACCAGAAAAAGGAACUGAAAAAAGAAAAGGAACUGUCAAGACUACAACUAUCACUGCAUUACACUGCUUAGUGUUCCAGGCAAGGUCUUGCCUAUCAAUUGUUCAUACAGAUUUGAAGCCAACUUGGGCAGCCUUUGUUUGAGUGGCCUGCGACUUAUAAACUGAAAGAGUGAGAGAGCAGAGGGGGGCUAUGUGCCUGGGGGGUAUGUCAACUUCCUGUGGGGUUACAUCCUGUGGGUCCUGGAGAGAGAGAGAGAGAGAGAGAGAGAGAGAGAGAGAGAGAGAGAGAGAGAGAGAGAGAGAGAGAGUAAACUAAGGAAUAUAACGUGACUAAGUUCUCAUAACCUUAGAUUACCGAGACUGUAAAAGUGAUGAAAGUUUAUGAUAUACUCUCUCAUCACUUUUACAACUUAAUGAGAAUUUUGUCACAUUACUCAUCAGUCUACUCCAUCAUAACAUCCUCCUCUACCUCCCAUCCUCACUCAUUCAACUGAUUCUGCCAUGUACUGGAUGCAAGCUUUCCCGAGUUGCCUGAUACCCUACGCCCCUGUCCACCCUGCAGUGAAUGGGUACCAGGUAUUAAUCGAGGGUUGUGUCCCGUCUCCUGGGGGUCUGUUCCCUUCUCCUAGAAUUCCUUCCCCCCUUCUCCUAGAAUUCCUUCCCCUUCUGCCUCUCUCUGGCAUAUGACCAUAGAUGUUGUGCUGACUAAACGAAACUUUCCAACUUUCCGAGCUGCCUUAGGACUGGAAACUCCGAUGGUUCAGUAACGAUGGCCGGUUGCGGGAGGGAGGUGAUGUACUUAAGGCUGCCUCAUCACUGUUGCCGGAAAUAAAAGUUAAUGUUUAGAAAAUACUCCUGAGGCCCAUGAUGUUAAGUCCAUUUAUGUCUCCAAUCAUAACACCAAUAUAUUUAAGAUAAGGCUGAAAAUACAAAUGUUUUUCCUUAUAUUUGAAUGUUUUGAAAAUGAGAGGCCAGUUGAUAUGAAAAGAAUGCGGUGAAGUGCACAUUGCUCCAGGAUAUACGUGGCUGUGCUAAGAAUGUUUACACCUUGUGAAAGUGCUUGCCUGUCUUAUGGGAAUUACGCUCAAUAAAUAAAACCGUGA
Messenger RNA from Eriocheir sinensis (Chinese mitten crab), 3169 nucleotides. RefSeq lists its product as uncharacterized. Bases 227 to 700 code for a protein of 157 amino acids. The record is from RefSeq and is a predicted model, not a curated record. Lineage: Eukaryota; Metazoa; Arthropoda; Malacostraca; Decapoda; Varunidae. The transcript has 3 exons.